Molecule: messenger RNA, 831 nt
Organism: Ustilago hordei
Lineage: Eukaryota; Fungi; Basidiomycota; Ustilaginomycetes; Ustilaginales; Ustilaginaceae
Exons: 2
Coding region: 1-831 (276 amino acids)
Source: RefSeq, a predicted model, not a curated record
AUGGUAGAAGACACUGAAAUGAGGGUCAAAGGAAGCAGAAAAGGCAAGAACACCCAGGUUCGAGUUGACAACAAUGCCACGAACGAGAACGAGCCAGAGGCCAUCGACAAUGAAGCUGACAAAGACACCAAUUCUGACUCUGACUUCGAUGAUGGCGACAACUGGAGCACCCACAUGAAAUCUUUCCUCCAAUCCAUGCCUCAUGUGAUGAAGCAUCUCAAAGGAGCAUAUGACAAGAAGCACCCAAAAUGGAGCUGCUCCCUCAAUGAUGCUUUAAUCAACACUCUGCAUGGAACAAUUGACACUACUGGAGAAUACAAUGUAAAUUACCUCGUUCUAGAUGUGAUCAAAGAGUACCUUACUUUCAACCAAGUAUGGAGAAAGAUCGAAAACAGCCUCACAAAUGAAGCCACCAAGAUGUCUCACAGACUUGUGCUCAUCUCGCAGCUCAAUGACAUAAAGAUGUUUUACUCGGAUGCCAGAAAGCUAAUUCAAGAGAUCCAGUCCAUACAGACUGAAAGUAGCCUCCUUGGCAAACCAUUCGCCGAUGAUACAUUGUUCUCGGUUCUGCAGAAAUGCAUGAUCUGGCAUCCGGUGUAUAAGGAGACGGUCACCACCAUCCAUCAAAUCGAUUUCAACACCCUCGCCACUGCACUAAGCAUCCGACAGACUGCUGUCGAGAGUGUCCCCAUGCAAAAGAUCGACCCCCACCAAGCCAGUGCCCAGACUGCCAGCAAUGAUGAUCAAAGCGAAUGGACUGGAGAGACUGAAGCUGAAGCCGACAAUAGCCCCACAAGCCUGAAGAACACAGGAAGAUCAUGCCAAAUCUGA